CCUCGCCGGCCGCGUAUCCCCCUUCGGCCAGGAGGCACGGGCCGAUCUGCGCAGAACGCCCGGCAGCCGCCCUCAGGUGCUGUUGUAUACGCGCUAGAGAAGCGAGAACUCACCGAGUCGACCGGCAUGGCGGUUGUACCACGGACGAUGCACUGGUGCCUCGCCGCCUGCCUUGCGGUGGCCGUGGGACUUGUCCGGGAGGCGUACGCCAUCGAUGACCAUCAGCUAUCUCAAGACCUGUUGGACCUUAAGCUCUUGGGCCUCCGUCUGGAGACGAAGCUGACCAUUCUGGAAGGCUUGGUGAACAAGCUGGGCGCCACCUCUAACAAGUGCAGCCAGGGCGGCCGUACAGGGGGUUCGGACACCGACACCGAAGUAGCCACCAGUGACACGCAGGAACGAAUCUUGCGUGCCCAGCAGGCGAUCAUCGACAUCAGUAACCGCAACACUGUCGAGCUGGAGAACCUAGCGCAGCUCGUCACCACGCAGACCUCCAAGCUGGCCAAUCGCUCCGACGCCAUGCUCGGACUUCUCAAGUCUUCCGAACUCGUGCUCCGGCGGCAACCACCUCAAGAAACUAUCUCACAAGGCCGCAGACACCACCAACCUUAGAUGAACCCGAUUCGAUGGAUCGACCAGGGGCUUGCGCGUCACAACUUUUCAACUUUUUUGUUUGUUUUUCACAGGAACGCUUUGAAAGAAAGGGUGCCCAAUAAACGAAGGUCGGGAAUAUCACAGCGCCCGUCAGUUAUUCGUGCCAUGCUGGCAUGGUUACUGAGAGUGUCAAGAACAGGAGACGUACUAUACGUCACAUCAUCACGCACUGUGACGUGUACAGUUGUGAACGAGAACCUGUUCCUUGUUUGCGUGGGAUUUGUAGGAGAUAUAGUUUUGCUUUGUGUGCCUCGUAAUAAAAUAAAAAAAGUGUUUUCUUACUCGGAAAACUGAAGUGAUUUGGGUGGAAGUAUUGCCUUAUAUCUCAGACGUGGUUGAAAAGACUUGGUGACUGGAGGAUACAGUUUUGGUGUCUUGUAUAACAUCCCUGCAAAAUGAACGGUGAACUUUGUGUUGAUUCAACGUUCCCAGCCACUCUCUCGGAGACCAAUGCAAUCCCAAAAACAGUGCGAUACAAAUGGCCCAGUGGUGGUGGCAGGGUUAGUUAUGCGCAAUAAAACUCUAGACUUGGUUUUCAUCCUUGCAUGCUUGGGCAGUUUGAUAAAGGCCGAAAUAGCCCCCGCCCCCCCGCCUAGUUCUUCUCAUGAUAAUUAUGCAGACGCUUCAUACGCGUGACUAUCUGGUCUGACGUACCAAACGUCUGCAUGUGGGAGUUAUUUUCCUUAAUGUUAAUUCUCAUUAUCUUCGGCUUCUAUCCCUCUUUACAUGUUGCUGCGAGAUUAGAUUACUCAUUUUAACGUGCGAGUGCAUUUCCUCAGAACAACUUUCAUCAGUGUGCGAACCAUGUAAGCGUGUAUAUAUUUCUUAUUGUGAUUAGAACAAAACGCUGAUAUCAUAAUGGUGAACUCAUAUUCUCCAUUGUCUUGCCUUGUUUCAUUGGAGUUGUCUAUAUUAAAAUUAGCAGUCAUUCACA
Messenger RNA from Rhipicephalus microplus (southern cattle tick), 1588 nucleotides. RefSeq lists its product as uncharacterized. The record is from RefSeq and is a predicted model, not a curated record. Lineage: Eukaryota; Metazoa; Arthropoda; Arachnida; Ixodida; Ixodidae.